Messenger RNA from Strongylocentrotus purpuratus (purple sea urchin), 3345 nucleotides. Its product is annotated as testis-expressed protein 10 homolog. The record is from RefSeq and is a predicted model, not a curated record. Gene Ontology annotation, cellular component: nucleus; MLL1 complex. Bases 111 to 2942 code for a protein of 943 amino acids. The transcript is spliced from 16 exons. Lineage: Eukaryota; Metazoa; Echinodermata; Echinoidea; Camarodonta; Strongylocentrotidae.
CAACGAAACACAUGCACGUGGCGUGCUAAUCCAUAUCACGCGUGUACACAGCUACUGCUGCACGUCAACUUAUUUGCGCUGCUGCCGAGCUGAUCAUGUAAGUAUCAAUCAUGGUGAAAGGUUCGAGGAAGAACAAGGAAAAGAAGAAGGAUUUCCAGAAGGUCAAACUCAAAGUUGGCAAGCAGUUGGCCAAAGCAGAUAAUUUUACGGAUACAUCAUUCAAGUCUCGUGCUAUUCACAUCAGAGAGCAGCUUAAGACUUCAGAUAAGGAUGGAGGGGAACCUGUCACUUCGAGAAAACAGAACAUUCAAGAGCUUCUGUGUCAAGCCAACCAUUACAACGCCUCCAUCCGUAGCAGUGCUAUACAAGGUACCAAGACUCUCCUCACCACCAACCCCUCCCUUAUCCCGGAGCACCUCCCUACCCUCAUCCCCUCCAUCUCAACCGCCAUGACUGACAAGGAGGGGGUGGUUCGUCAGGCAGGUACCGCCCUCCUACGGGUCGUCAUGGAUACGCUGGCAGCUCAUCAGAUGGCCCCGUUCUUUCCUACCGUCUGCAUGCAUCUGUGCUGCGCCAUGACACACAUACAGGAAGAUGUCCAGCUUGAUUCUUUGGUUGUCAUGGAAACCAUUCUGCAACAUUAUCCAGGUUUGAUUGCUCCUCAUUGUAAGGAGCUCCUGACUAAUUUCAUCAAUCUCAUUGCUCAGCAGAGGAAUAAACUUGGUAGCUCAAGUAGCCUCAAGGUCAAUCCUAGCGGCAAACUUGCUGGACAGAAAUGGAGACUAAAGGUUCUCCAGAUGCUUCAGAAGUUUCUGGAUGUCAUGAGGAAGUCCAAAGAGAAGGAGCAUUUACCCGAGAGAGGUGAGAUGAGCCAAACUAUCAAGGUGGAUUCUACCGGAGCUAAACCAACAUACGCACCUAUCUUGAAAGCAAAUGGAGCAUUCAGUGGCAGACCAAAACCUUUUAUUUUGAGAACUGAUCAGUCCGUCUCCAACCUUGGUAUCGACUUCUUAUCUGAUCCUGAGGCCAUCCUGGGCAUGGCUCGUACCCUCAUCCCCCUGCUCCUCCAGUGCUGGGGAGAGGUCAACCUGCCUGCCAAGGGUCAAGGUCAAGGUGAGAGCGGGGUCACCCUAGGUCAGAAGGAGGAAGAGACGCUAGGUUGCGUAGUAGCCAUCCUACAGACUAUCUGGAGUCUCCUACAGAGAGCGUGUGAUGAGAAAGGCAAUGAUAGUGCUCUUGACGAGAUGAAGAAGACCUGCCAACGCAAAAUCAGUCAGCAGUUCCACCAAGGGUUCCCGUACUCACUCCACCACCACGCCCAUACCACCACCACCACGUCCAGGAGGGGCAGUAGCAAGCCCCCCGCUGGAUCAUCCCAUGGAUCAGCGACGCCCAUCAACCUGUCUGCCUGUAACCUGGUAUUGAGUAUCUUGGUUGUCGAGGGUACCAAGCCACGCCCUUGGAUGGGGAUGGUGAGGGAGUUCAUAGAGGAUGUCUUGAGGGAGGAGGAUGAUGGGGAGUAUCCUCUGGGUCAGGAGGAGCAAGAAGUCUUGAUGGAUGUGGUGCAGAAGAUGAUGAACAAACCUGGUGAUGAUGAGACGAGUGUUAGCCUUGAAGAUGCACUGUUUGUGUACUACGCGAGAGCACAUCCUCUCUCACAGCAGAAGCUAAGAGCUCUUAAAACUCUGAGAUCAAUCUGUCUUGAUAGAGCAAGACCAGAUGAUGACAACAUUUCUGAGAAGCUGCCAGCAUUCUUUGAUAGCCUAGGUGAGCUGAUAGAUGAAGCCAGGUCUAGCCCACUAGGUAUCUCAGAAGAAGCACUUCAUACCCUGCUAGUAGCAGCAUCAAGAGGUCACAUACAAGCUAUACAGUGCAUGGAAAAACACUUGCCACAAUGGCUUUCUCCUGAUAAUGCUGUGAUGGAGUGUUUAGACCAGUCAACUCAACGUCGACUGUUAGAAUGCCUCUAUCAUCUUCCAUCCCUUGAUUCGUCCCUCAUGAAGCAGCUUACGAGGUACUGCUGCAAGACAAACUCAGAUGUCCACUUUCCCAUGUAUCUCCUUGCAAACAGGUGCUUUGACAAUGUGUUUGGUACAUCCAGGAAACCUCCUUUGUCGCAUUCAGACUUCAUUGACUUUGUUUUCACCGUUUCUAUGGGCACAUCACCUGAAGACUUAUCAUCUCUUCUGAACAAGAUGGAGUCAUCAGCUGAGCCAUCAAACCACGCUCUAAGUAAAGCUCUUCAUCCCUUCUAUCACAUCGUCCAUGGCAACAGGGAGGUGGGGCUCCUGCAUAGAGCUAAUGCUGUCAACAAGAUUGCAAUGCAAGUUUACAGGAGGCACCCUGAUCCAGAAAUGGCCAUAGCGGGAGUUCUUGCUCACAUUCAAGAUACCUUGAAAUCCUUCCAUUGUCUUCCCAUCUGUACCGUCUUAAGCAUCUUAGAACACACAACCAUGCUUCAGAGAUAUCAUACACAAUCAUCCUCAUCAUCAUCAUCAGUACUCCAAAGCAUGUCACCAUCGAGAGAAACGUUGGACAGUAUAGACGGAAUGAUUGGAAGCCUUGCAUUCUUACUCUUGUACGAUGCUGCAGUCAGAAAUGUUGCCGAUUUGGCAGGCAGGGAGGAGGAGUAUGCGGUGGAGCUGUGGAAACAGGCCGUAGAUUGUGUGACAAACUUUGGAGAUGGGUCAGUCGGCUCACUAAUAGACUGUGCGCUCGCUGCAUGCAAAGACCACUCAGACGACAGGCAAGUUGCCAAGGUCAUAGUUCGUCUCCUACAGACUGGGGGUGUGAAGAGGAGGAUGCAGACACACAGUAGCAAACUCCUUGCAUUGGUGCAGCUCAUUGAGGUCAAUUUAGCCGCUCCAAGCGACAGUAGAUGGUUUGCAGAGCUGAAAUAUGAAGUCAGUCUUCUAGCAAAGGAAAUUCAACUGGAUAGAUGAAUGCAAGCAAAGAUACAUUCUACAGUGCUAUGCUGCAAAGGAUCUGUAACCCUUUCCUGGCAAUGAACAGCAAAUUCCACAGAGCAACACUGGCACCAGAAUUGUACUGUAAAUUUUGAACUGUAUUAUUUAAAGGGACUGGAUCGGCAGUUUCCAUGUGCAGCAGGCCAUAAUUCGCUGACACCAGACUUGGUGGAAAUACCAUUAAUGGGAGUACAAAUCUGCACACAGCAAACCUGUUGGCCCGUCAAGAAUUACCCCCUAAUCGCCCGGAGAGCUUCGGGUGAAGGAAAAGCGAAGCAUUACUUAAGGUAUAAUGGUCAUAAAACUCGAGGCUAACCCUGGUGAUUGACAACACCUGUUAUUGGGUAAACACCCGAACAGUGUUAAAUUCCCCAUGAGA